AUCCGGAAGUGAAUGUAAUGAAGGGGUGCCACUUGGCGGCCAUGGCUGCUGUAGUAUCGGUAGCUCCGGGUCAAAGCCCAGUGGAGUGGAGUAAUAUGGACAGCACCGGGUAUAGGGCAGAAACAGCUUUGUAUCGGAUUCGCUGCUGAACCCCUAAGACCCAUCGUUAGAGACUUACUGGACUCCUUUCCUUCUAGACUCGGAGGAGAGUUUGCCGAGACUGGUGGGCUGGUCCCAGCCUGAGGGGAUCAUUGGCAGGGUGGCCCAAAGAGCUAGGGUUGCCGAGAGAACGAACAAGUUCGCUUGGGUUUUCCUCCUCCUUUCUGCUGCCACCUUCAACGUUGUCUGUGAAAGAGUGGGCCCGUUGUGCCACCCUCAUUCCGACCAUUGAAGAAAUCGCUCAUUCGUGUAUUUUCCCCAUUGACUUUGCCAUCUUUGUUAAGCCAGCGGAAUCCAGUGACUGGCAUCUGAAAACCCAGGGGCGGAGACCUAAGAUUGCUGAAAGUUCUCUCUGGUGCUAAUAUCAGCAUAAGGGGCUGUUUCCAGGUACGUUCAAUAGAAAGGUGCCUCGUGAACACAUCUGCUGGUUGGGAGAACCAAAGAACUGGAAAGUCCCUCUUGUUCCCCUGGAAUCACCACACGCAUUUAAGAACCUUUGAAGCCACUGAAAAUUUGUAGUCUGGUGGUGGUGGGUGAAUAAAGGAAGGCAGAAUGGAUGAUUUCAUCUCCAUUAGUCUGCUGUCUUUGUCUAUGUUGGUGGGAUGUUACGUGGCUGGAAUCAUUCCCUUGGCUGUUAAUUUCUCGGAGGAACGACUAAAGCUGGUGACAGUUUUGGGUGCUGGCCUUCUCUGUGGAACUGCACUGGCAGUCAUCGUGCCUGAAGGAGUACACGCACUUUACGAAGAUAUUCUUGAGGGGAAACACCACCAAGGGAGUGAAACACAGAAUGUGAUUGCAUCAGACAAAGCAGCGGAAGUACCAGUUGUGCAUGAGCAUGAGCACAGCCAUGACCACACACAGCUGCAUGCCUACAUUGGUGUUUCCCUCGUACUGGGCUUUGUUUUCAUGUUGCUGGUGGACCAGAUUGGCAGUUCCCAUGUGCAUUCUACUGAUGAUCCAGAAGCAGCAAGGUCUAGCAACUCCAAAAUCACCACCACGCUGGGUCUGGUCGUCCAUGCUGCAGCUGAUGGUGUUGCAUUGGGAGCAGCAGCUUCUACGUCACAGACUAGUGUUCAGUUAAUUGUGUUUGUGGCAAUAAUGCUACAUAAGGCACCAGCUGCUUUCGGUCUGGUUUCGUUCUUAAUGCAUGCCGGCCUAGAGCGGAAUCGAAUCAGAAAGCACUUACUGGUCUUUGCACUGGCAGCACCAGUUAUGUCCAUGGUGACUUUUUUAGGACUAAGUAAGAGCAGUAAAGAAGCCCUUUCAGAGGUCAAUGCCACUGGAGUGGCCAUGCUUUUCUCUGCCGGGACAUUUCUUUAUGUUGCCACAGUACACGUCCUCCCUGAGGUGGGCGGAAUGGGGCACAGUCACAAACCCGACCCCACUGGAGGGAGAGGCCUCAGCCGCCUGGAGGUGGCAGCCCUGGUCCUGGGUUGCCUCAUCCCACUCAUCCUGUCAGUAGGGCACCAGCAUUAAACGUUCAGGUUCCAGCCGCAGCCGUGGCCGUUUGCCAUCCAGUGAGGACAGCCAGCACACGACAGCUACUCACUUUCUCAGUCUCUCGUCUCACCUUGCCCAUCUCCACCUGUAUUCCUAGCAUCCGGAGGGAGGUGAGAUUCAAAUCUGGAGUUAACGGAAAGCUUUUAGAGUAGAAACAACACAUUGCGAGUGGGCACAGACAUUCCAUUGUGUUGUCUUUUAAAGGGCCCUGGGCAUUUUGAGUUUUGAUGUUUCUCUUAACCCUAUUCUCAGGGAAGAUGGAAUUCAGUUUUAAGGAAAAGUGGAGAACUUUUUGUACUCACAAUGAAAUAGUAAUUAAGACAGUACAGUGUUCUGUAAUUAAGCUAAAUCUCUUAGUUUAGCGGCUCUGCCACUUUAUCCAUUGAUUUUUAACAUGGUUCUCGCCGUGUAAGACUGGUGCUUUAGCAUCUGUGCCACAUGCCUUGAUAGAAGGUCAUAAUGCCUGCUGUCUUAGAUGCUAAAGAUAACUGCAGUGAAUUUGGGGCGAGAGUCAAGAAAAUGAUGGCAAGACACCUUGAAAGCUGACUUUAUACUCGAGAGGUAUCAACUGGAAAGGGAUGUCUGGAGGACUCGAACUCCUUCUGCUCGUGCCUCCCUGAAGACGGCCUGCCGUUCCACCAGAUGGAGCAGCAGAGGCGGACUGGCUGCUGAAGAGGUGACUAGUGUUUAGUAGCGUUGCUUUUCAAGUUCUCCUUUGCAGAACUCCUGCCUCCAGCACAUUCUCCUGAGUGGCCAAGUGCUAGCAGGUUCAGGCCGAGGCUUUCCUUCAAGAACAGUCAGAUCCCAAAGUAUCUUUGGAGAUUAAGUGGUGUUUAAUUUUAAGUGAAUUUGGAUACUUACUGACAUCUUUGUAAAAGCCUUUGUAAAAGUGAGGUUACCAAACCUAUGUUGUCCUUUUUUUCUUUUUAAGUAUUUAUCUUAGCUGACCAGCAGUCCCUCUGGCAAAAUACGUGGUGUCUCUUGGGAGGUGCCAGGUCAGUGUCACCUCAGCACCUGCAGCAGUGAAGAAAGUCAAGAUGUGUCCCACCUGGCAAGUGUCCGCCUGUUCACUGAAAGCAUGUCUUUUGUCUCGUCGUCUUUCCCAUGCCUUUCUCCUCACAUUUCCCUCCACUCCCUCCUCCCUCCAGUUUGCUGCUUACUGCUGUGGCGAUGUUAAUAUUUAUAUGAGUUGAAUCCCCAUCAGGACAACCACUUCUGGAGCUAUGGUGACGAAGAUAAGAUUGUCUCUGUUCUUUACUCCCUUCAAGGAAGUUACCUUUGUGUCAAAUGCGGCUUUGAUAAGCCCUUAAAAUAGCACUCCCUCAGAGGUGAGAUGACACAGUCACUGAUAUUCUGGUAACUUACACAGUCGAGACAGUUAAAGUGUUUAACAAACUAGGAUGAUUUUUCCAUAUUUGCCAAUAUCCCUGUAAACCUUAUGUUAUCAGAUAAGUGUAUAAUGUUGUAUUAUUUAUUUUGAUUUUUGGUACCAUUUCAAAACAUAUGACAUAAAGAGGGAACCAAGACUAUUUUCUUCAGGGCAGUGGAUUUAGGAAUUUGUAAAAUGUUUUAUAUGACGCAUAUGCCAGCAUGCCUGUGAUUUCUUUAUUCCUUCUGAGUUAUCACUGGGUCAGCCGCUGUGGAACUAGAACUUGGGAGCCCUCUGCUGGCAGUAGACCAAAGUAGCAUAAGUGGGUGUAGGUUUUGUGUAGGGGCUGACGACCACUGCAUACAAUAUUGAAACCAACGAAAAACGCAAUGUGGCAAGUCUGAGUGACUUUCCUGUUAACAACACUGACUUCUGAGAGUCAUGGGGUUUCACCUGGUCCUUCAGAAUGACAUGGUUGCCUUGAUUCUCCCUGGGUGUUUUACUUUGUUAAAUGAAUAGCAUAUUUUAGUGUCUGGUUUGGACAGUAGCACUUUCUACCAUAUUGUUGUGUGCAAUGAUGAGAAAUUUGUUCUGCUGGCCAAAGCCUCUUUCAGCAGUGCCUUGCCAUCAUGCUUAAAGUUUGGCUAGAAUAUCUUGCUGGUUAAGGCCUUGAACUCUGGCAAGGAUUGAACCAUCUAACUUCUAAAUUUGCCUUCUUCUCUGGACCUCACGUUAACAGGCAAACCUUUCAAGGCUUAUCAGUUCUCCAAAGCUGUGGGCUUUCCCAGAUUUUAAAGCUGCUGGCUCAAGAGCUACUCUUUUCUCUCCUGGUCAGCAGACAGAAUAGCCAUACUAACCUAAUAGGGCUCAGAUGCAUCUUCAGGCAGCAGGGGCCGAGCCGCGCAGCCGAGGCCUCCCUUCCCUGGGGAAAGAACUUGCUCAUGGUGGGCGGUGUCCCAGGAGAGGCCACAUCGAUGGUCACUUAUUGGCACGUUUCAGUUCCGUUUUUGUCUUGUUUAAAACUGCCUCCUUAGAUGUGGAUGCCUUAAUGCUCUCAUACAUUUGAAAACAUUUGCGGUACUUAAGUGGCUGCCAUGAUUACAGAUGGAAUUAUUGGCUACCAAAGAUGCAAUUGAUGAUGAAAAGCAUACUCCUUCCUUCUUCAUGACCAAAGUUAAUUUUAAUUGCGAUUUGACUCCCUUUCCUUGGUGGGAUAGACAUUCUUCAGAUUCCCCAUACCCUCUUUAAUGGCAAAUUAAGUUGAAAAACACUACUGAUUCAUUCUCCUCAUUUGUUCUCCAGCGAAUUGCUAACCAGUCCCUGAUUCCCCCGUGCAGUGAUGUUCCAGGUCUGGUGGUUUUCCUGUGCACGCUAUUGCCAGAUUCCUUUCUUUAAGGCAAAAGUUCUGCACGGGAGUGUAGAGUUAGAAAUGGUACCACCUACAGAGGCUACACGUUCUCUCUUCCUACCCCACCCUAAAUCACCUUUUCAUUUCCCUACUCAAAUCAGCUGAGUCAGCCCUGUUCCUAUGUUUUGAAUCACCUUUAGAAAAAAAGAAAGAGUUGGCCAUUUUGAGUGGUCAGUUCUUUGUAGAAAGGAGAAAAUGUAAUUGUGUUUUCUACCGGCCUACUACUAAGUGUCCCUCCCUGCCUGGUUUUUCUUGUUUUCAAGGAUUAAAACUAGGAGGACACACCAGCAACGAGUGUAUUCAGCCCCUUAAGCACAUGGUAGCUAGUUACUGAACCCGGGAACUGUAUGUCAACAGCACAAGCCCCCAAAGAGUGUUCUUGCCCAUGGGGCCCGGGGCCCCUUGGGAGACCAAGAAUAAUGACCAGAUUUACCCAAAACUGCUACAAUGCCAGAUGAGAACCCCCUGUGGGUGUCCUACAGGGGAGCUUCCCUUGCAUUAGAAAAUUUCUGCUCAAUACAGAACGGUUCUCAUAACCCAAGGAGCACUGUUGGAGAUGCUAUACAGUUAAAACCAAUGGCAUGGCCUCUUUGAACCUGGGACAUCUAGGUUCACCUCAGGAGACCUGAGGGAAAUCUGUGACCUAUAGGAAAGGACAAGACAACCAUUAGGAAUUCUCUAGAUAUGCUCAGCCUAACACAAAGAGAUUGGCUUUGAUCUUUUUUCUGAUAGCAUCUUCUAGCGAGUCGGAAGUCUCAUGAGAUAACGCUGCAGUUCCCCUGGUUCAGUAGCCUGAACAGUGAUUUUAAAUGUCCCAUUUUCUGGAUCCUUUGUAAACAUGAAUCAUUCCAUGGAUGGCUGCCUUAUAAUUUUGUCUCUUUCCACUUUAAUUGUGAAUGGUUAAAAAAGUUUUUUUUGCUGUUUUCUGAUUUAUGAUAUUAAAUUUUUAGUGCAUA
Molecule: messenger RNA, 5392 nt
Organism: Phyllostomus discolor (pale spear-nosed bat)
Lineage: Eukaryota; Metazoa; Chordata; Mammalia; Chiroptera; Phyllostomidae
Gene: SLC39A9
Product: solute carrier family 39 member 9
Exons: 7
Coding region: 712-1635 (307 amino acids)
Biological process (GO): zinc ion transport; transmembrane transport
Cellular component (GO): membrane
Molecular function (GO): metal ion transmembrane transporter activity
Source: RefSeq, a predicted model, not a curated record